AUGCAACCAGAUACUAUGUUUGGAUAUUCAAUUGACUUUGUUAGAAAUAAAGAUGAGUAUAAUUUAGUUGUUGGUGCUCCACGUGCUCAAUCUGCUGGUAAUCGUGCCAUAUCUAAAGGUGGUGCUGUUUACUCAUGUCAGACAGGUUCAACAAGAUGUCAAGAAAUUCUUUUUGACAGAAAUGGUAAUGAAAGAAGAUUAAAUGGAUCUAAAAGUUUACCUAUUGAAGAAAAGUCUCAUCAAAUGUUUGGUUCAACUAUUGUUGCUUCUGGUGGAAAUGUCUUAGCAUGUGCCCCACAUUAUAAAUAUUUUUUUUCUAAAUUUGAAGUUAUUGAACCUGUUGGUACAUGUUAUUAUGCACAAAAUAAUUUUGAAAAAAUUACUGAAUUUGCUCCAUGUAGACAGGAACCAGCUAGACAUGGUCAUCAUAGAUUUGGUUAUGGUAUGUGUGGUUUUUCAGCUUCUAUUGCUGAUGAAGGAAAUGAAAGAUUAUUUAUUAAUGGUCCUGGUGUUUGGUAUUGGCAGGGUGCAAUAUUUUCACAAAAUAUUAAAAAUAUUACUGAUAGACCUAAUACAAGUGAUGGUCCAGCUUCACAUGAUCAUUGGCAAAGAGGAUACUCAUCUGCUGUAGGUGAUUUUGAUGGAGAUAAAAAAGAUGAUGUUGUUGUUGGUGUUCCUCGUGGUAAUGAUCUCCAUGGAUUUGUAUCAAUAUAUAAUAGAAAAUUAAAUUCAAUUGCCAAUUUAACAGAUAAAAAUAGUCAACAGGGACAAUAUUUUGGUGGUGCUGUUGGAGUGGCAGAUCUUAAUAAUGAUGGUCUUGAUGAUGUUAUUGUCGGUAGUCCAUUUUAUACUGACUAUAAAACAGUCAAAGAUAUUAAGACACAAGAAAGAAAGCCGCAAUAUGAUGUUGGUAAGAUAACUGUCUUCUUACAAACUUCUGUUGGUGUUUUUGAUGAAGGUACAUCAAUUGUUGGUACCAGUCAAUGGGGAAGAUUUGGUCAUUCUAUUGCAUCAACAGGUGAUAUUAAUGGUGAUGGUUAUAAUGAUUUUAUUGUUGGUGCUCCAUAUGAUGGUGUUGAUGGAAAAGGUGCUGUCUACAUUUAUCAUGGAUCUAAAAAUGGUGUUGUAAAAAAAUUUGCUCAAAAAAUUGAGGCAGGACAAAUUAGAAGUGACCUUAAAACAUUUGGAUUUUCAUUAGCUACAGGUAAAGAUAUUGAUAAAAAUGCUUAUCCAGAUAUAGCAAUUGGUGCAAUGCAAUCUGGGCAUGCAGUUAUAUUAAGAUCAAAACCAGUAAUUAAAGUUGAAGGACAAGUAACUUCUGGUAAAAAAAUAAUAAAUUUGGAUAAUAAAACAUGUAUGAGUGAAUUUGGAAAAAUAUCAUGUGAAAAAGUAAAAUAUUGUGUUAAAUAUGAUGGUAAAUUAACACCAGAACAUAGAAAUAUUGACUUAAAAGUUAGAGUACAAUUAGAUUCAAAAAAACCUUUAUCACCAAGACCAUUCUUUAGUAGAAGAGAUAUUGAUAGAAAAAAAGGUGUUCAAAUAUCUAAUGAAUCAAAAAAUAAAAAUCAACCUGAUGUUAUUGAACAAAUAGUUUCAUUACAUAAAGGACGUGAACAUUGUGAUAGUUUUGAAGUAUUUAUUCCAGAUACUAUAAGAGAUAAAAUAACACCUAUAAAUAUCCUUGUUAAUUAUACAUAUAUAGAAAAAAGAAGUUUAUCAAGUGAAUUAGAUGCUGCAUUAGACACAACAACUGGUGCUGCAUUUGAAACAGAAUUAAUGAUUGAUAAAAAUUGUGGUGAUGAUGAUAAAUGUACACCUGAUUUACAAUUAUAUGCCACAACUAGUAAAGAUAAAUUUAUUCUUGGUAGUGAAGAUCAAAAUAUAGUUGUAAAUGUUACUGUAAGAAAUAGAGGUGAAGAUUCAUAUUUAUCACAAUUUUUCAUUGAUAUUCCAAAAGGAUUUGAAUAUGGUGGUGUUGAAAAUUAUGCAUCUACUGCUCCUGUUAGUUGUUCUGAAUUUAUUGAUGAUGAGUUGACUGUUGAAGAUGAUAAGAAAAAAUCUAAAAAAAAGAAUGAUAAAAAUGAUAAGAAAAAAGAAAAAAAAGAUGAUCAUUAUAGAAUGGUUUGUGAUAUUGGAAAUCCUUUACCAGAAAAUAAAGAUUCAGAAUUUGGUUUUAUACUUCGAGGAACAGCAAUAGAUCCAGAAGUAGAGGAUGUUGUUGUUAAGAUGUUUGUUAAUUCAACAUUUGGUGAAGAAGCUCGUGGUAAUGAAAAAGAUAAUGAAUUAAUAAUUAAAGUACCAGUUGAAAUCAAAGCACAAUUAGAUGUUAUUGGAAGAUCAAAUCCUGAACAAGUUGAUUAUUCUAUUAGAAAUAGAACUAAAGGUGUUAAUGCUCAAUUUGAUAAUGAAGUUGGACCUCUCGUUGGCCACCUUUUCCAAGUAAUAAAUAGAGGUCCAUCAAUUAUUGAUAAAUCAACAUUAGAUGUCUUUUGGCCAUCUUUUGGUGAAACAGGAAAACAUUUAUUAUACCUUAUUGAUACACCAUUUGUUUCUGAUGAUAAAAAAGUUAAAUGCCGUGUAAGACAGGCACAAAAUAUUAAUCCAGAAAGUUUGACUAUUGGAAAUGAACAUAAUAUUUUAAGUAUUGUUGCCAAUCCACAAGCUCCAAAAAAAACUCAAAGUAGUGCAAAAAGUAGUGGCAUGAGAAUUAAAAGAGAAUGGGAGGAUUUAACUCAUGAUGAAAGAGUUAGAAAUCAAAAAAAAGAAUUAAAAGCUGCAGUUCUUGCAUCAAAAGGACGUGAAAGUGCAAUUGAAUAUAAGGGAUCUCUUCAUAAGGGAAAUGUUGAUUGUGGUGCAUUGAAUUGUACACAAAUAACUUGUGAAAUUGGAAGAAUGGCACCUGAUGAAUUUGUUUUAAUUGAAAUAUUUUCACGACUUUGGGUAAAUUCAUUAAUAGACGAUGGCGUUUAUGAAGCAGAUAUAUCAUCAUUAGCAUUAUCAAGAAUAACUUCCUUACCAGUAGCACCAAAAUAUUCACCCCCACCACAAAUAUUUUCUGUUACUACUGAUGUCAAUCCAACAGAUCCAGAACAAUUUGCUCCAGAUCUCCCAUGGUGGUUAUAUUUAUUAGCUAUACUUAUUGGUCUUCUUAUAUUGGCAUUAUGUAUAUUAUGUUUGUGGCGUUGUGGAUUUUUCAAGAGAAAUAGACCACAAGCAGAGAAAGCUAGACUUGUUGAAGGUGUAGAUAAAGGUGGUUAUUAUGCUGAUAAUCACACGAGGUAUAAUCAACCAUCAAUGUACGAUUCUAGAACACAUGGAGAUAAAAUUUAA
Molecule: messenger RNA, 3330 nt
Organism: Strongyloides ratti
Lineage: Eukaryota; Metazoa; Nematoda; Chromadorea; Rhabditida; Strongyloididae
Product: Integrin alpha-PS2
Exons: 1
Coding region: 1-3330 (1109 amino acids)
Biological process (GO): cell-cell adhesion; integrin-mediated signaling pathway; cell-matrix adhesion
Cellular component (GO): integrin complex; external side of plasma membrane
Molecular function (GO): integrin binding
Source: RefSeq, a predicted model, not a curated record